AUGGGGUGCUGCCCGGGGGACUGCUUCACCUGCUGCCCUCAGGAUCAAGACUGCUGUGAGGUGUGCUGCUGCCAGCCCGCUUGCUGCGACUGCUGCGGCUGCUGCGGCUCUGGCUGCGGCUCCGGCUGCGGCUCCGGUUGCGGAGGCUCUGGCUGCUGUGGGUCUUGCUGUGGAUCUGGCUGCGGGGGCUGCGGGGGCUGUGGGGGCUGCGGGGGCUGCGGAGGUGGCUGCUGUGGCAGCUGCUGCGGAUCCAGUUGCUGUGGCCCCAGUGGGUGCUGCGGCCCUGUCUGCUGCCAACCCCCGCCUGUGUGCGAAACGAAAUGA
This is a messenger RNA of Choloepus didactylus (southern two-toed sloth), 324 nucleotides long. Its product is annotated as keratin-associated protein 17-1. The coding region runs from base 1 to 324 and encodes 107 amino acids. The transcript has a single exon. Lineage: Eukaryota; Metazoa; Chordata; Mammalia; Pilosa; Megalonychidae. The record is from RefSeq and is a predicted model, not a curated record.